Closterium sp. Naga37s-1 is the source of this 1665-nucleotide messenger RNA. NCBI's taxonomy places the organism in Eukaryota, Viridiplantae, Streptophyta, Zygnematophyceae, Desmidiales, Closteriaceae. The record is from the annotation of a GenBank genome assembly.
AUGAGCACCUCAGAUUUUGCGACGGUGGUGUUACCAGCCCUGCCACGUCAGCUCAAGCGCCUGGAUCUCCGCUCGGACCACUUUCUCUGCCCUGCCGCGUGCGUGGACCUGCGGGGGUUCUGGUUAAGCCCUUGCGAUGAUCCGGAGAUCACAUACCCGAGCCAUGAUCGCCGCUCUUUCCUUACCGACCUCCACGUCAACACCAUCGCCGCCUCGCUCCCUAAUCUCCGCACCUUGAACCUCGACACGCCUGCGGACAUCACGGCCGCGUGCGUCGAGCACGUGGCCAGCACACUCCCGCAUCUGACGGCGCUCUCGCUCUGGUCCGACGCCGUCACGUGGGAGUCGGCGGCGCUGCUCCUCGCGCUCCUCCCGUCGCUGCAGCGCCUCUCCCUCGUGUCCGGCGCGCUGGUUCCGCGCGCCUCGCCCCAGCCGGGGCGCGCAGAGGCGGGUGCAGCAGCAGCGCGGGAUACUUCAGCGAAUGCAGCCGCUGGUGCAGAAGCAGUGGGGUCGGAUGCUCUAUCUAUCUUCGCCUCGCUCUCCCUUGCCCCCCCCAGUGCCGGCGACCCCUUCUGGUGCCCCUCAGGGUCGUCCCUGGCGCCCUGCCUCGCCUCCAUCCGCCUCCACCUGUUCCGCCACCUCACCACCCUGGAUCUGUCCCGAACCGACGUGUUGCGUCCCCCACCCCCUCCCGAUGGCGAGCCAGGGAGGAGCGAGGAGGCACUCUGCCGGGCCAUUCGCGGCCUGCCUCUCCUGGAGCGCCUGGCCCUCCCCCUGGCGUCAGACGCAGUUCUGCUGGAGAUCUCCCAGUCCUGCCCGAAGCUCACCGCCUUGCACGCGCAGCCGCUAGCUCGGUUCGUCCCUGUCGCGUCUGCUGAGGGGAGUGGCAGCAACGACUUUCUCUACUACACGUCCGCCUAUGCCAGGGCCUCCGUGCGUGUUGCCCUUCCUGCUGUCCAGCCGCGAGUGACUGAUGCUGGGGUGCUGGCUAUUGCGAACGGAUGCACGCGAUUGGUGCAGCUGAGUCUGGGCGGCUGUGUGAACGUGGGACCAGUGGGGCUGCGCCAGCUGGCGAGGCGAUGCGGGCGGCUGGAGGUGCUGAGGCUGGCGCGCACACGGGUGGACGAUGCCGCUGUCGUGGCGGCGCUCGUGACUUCUGCCCUCCUGCUCGCUCUCUCAGCAGCAGCCAGGGAGCUUGCUGACAACGAUGAGAAGACCAGAGAUGAGGGUGUGGGGCAUGAGAAAGGAAGGAAGAAGGUGAGAGGAUGCUGUGGGUUGCAGGAGUUCAGGCUGCGGCGGCUGCUGGUGUCUCCUGAAGUGAUUGGUGGAGAUUGGUGGAGUGGGAGCAAGGACGGUGGUUGCGAAGGUGUGGUGGGGGGUGGAGGAGAUGGUGGGGGAGUGGAUUCUGGUUCAGACUAUGUGGAUUCUGGUUCAGACUAUGGUUCUGAUGGAGGAGACAAUAAUGGAGGAGAUGGUGGGGGAGAUGGUGGGGGAGUGGGUUCUGACUGGUAUGUGUAUUUGAGGCUCGUUGCAAGGGAGGUGGGGAUGCUGCUGCCCAAGUUGGUGGUCACUGCUAGAAGGACUGCGGAACAUGUGUUGCCGUGGGAUGGCUUCUUUGGGGAGCGGAAACUUGAGCUGGAUGGUGACGAUGAUGAGAGUGAGUGA